AUGACGGGGCUUUCGACAGCAGAUGAGCAGACAAGCGAGACGCUGUUGGCAUCUGGUGGAACCGCUAGAACAACGUCUCUAGAAGAGCUCCAAGACAAAGAACACAAGGCUCAUAUCUCUAUGGGCAUCGGAUCUGAGACACUUUCUGCGAGCAGACACGAGCUGCCAGCCGCUUUUGCGGCGCGAGAGGAUGAUGGCAUCCCUGGUCAGGCAUGGACCUCAAAAAAGCAAUAUGUGGCGCCCGACGGUCAACUCGUGCUCCCGCAACACGAGGAGCGAAACUCCGGGCUCUCUUCUCAACUUGCAGAAAACACAACAGAACCUGCCAUUGCGCAUUCAAAUCAGCAACGAGUGAUCGACUCAAUGACGGACGCGACAGCAUCGGCGCCAGCUAAGAAGGAGAAGCCGCCCAGGCUCGAUCGGCUAUCCGAUGACCCCGCGGCGGCCAAGACAGACACUAGCGAACCCGUGGCAAGGACACAAGCAGCACCCGAUGUGGUAUCUGCCAACCGCAACGCAUAUGAGGCGAACCAACACCUGCCUCGCGAUGUAAUUCCUGCGCUGCGGUCGCCUUUGACGCAUCCCAAUGGCGUCCCGAUUUUCCCAGAUCUGUCGGCCGAGCAAGAGGUCACAGAAUCGUCGGAAGCUGCAACGCAAGCCGAAAGCUCCAUCGUGGCAGACAGUGACGACAUGGCCUCGAUUUUCGACGGCACAGAGUCGGAUGGCGGAUACGGAAGCGACAGUGCGACAAAUGCCAGUACGUCCGUCACGUCAUCAGUUCGAGAUUAUAUGUACGAGAAUGGGCGACGCUAUCACCGCUUCCGAGAAGGACUGUACAACUUUCCCAACGACGAGGUGGAGCAGGAGCGUGAAGACAUGAAGCAUGCCAUGGUGAAGCUCCUGUGCAAUCAGAAGCUGCACUUUGCACCCAUUGGCGAGUGGCCGCAGCAAAUUCUGGACAUCGGGACGGGGACAGGCGCCUGGGCUAUUGAGAUGGGCGACCAGUUUGAGAGUGCAACAGUGCUGGGAGUCGAUCUCAGCCCCAUUCAACCGGACUGGGUACCGCCAAAUGUCAAAUUUGAGGUUGACGAUGUGGAAAGUUCGUGGUUGUAUCCGAGGAAUCAUUUCGAUUAUAUCCAUUCUCGACACACGGUUAUGGCCAUCAAGAAUUGGAGGAACCUGUUCCACAGGGCAUACGAGCACCUGAAACCCGGCGGCUGGAUCGAGUUGCAAGAGAUCCAUCACUUCCCGUCAUCGGCAUACAACGCCAUGCCGCCCGCACACCCGGUGGCUCAGUAUUGGAGUUUCGUUACCCAGGGACUCACGAGCCUCGGCAUCGACUUUAAUGCUGCCGCAGGUGACCGGCUGCCUAAUAUGAUGCGCGAGGCCGGGUUCGUCAACGUGACGGAGAAGAUUUUCCACGUACCGCUUGGUACGUGGCCGCGAAACAGGGUGCUCAAGACAGUAGGCAUGUACUGGAGGACGAUUCUUCUCGACGGACUGCAGGCGAUUGCCCUCGGCCCACUGACCAGAGGGCUGCUGUGGACACCAGAGCAGAUUGAAAUGUUCCUCGUCAGCGUGCGGCGAGCGUAUCACGAUAAUGCGGCGUUGAUGUACAUGCCAUUGAGGAUCAUGUAUGCGCAGAAGCCGGCCACAAAGUCCUCGCGACACCCGCAGACCAUCAACAUCUUUGUUCUGACUGCCACCGCAAAGAUGAACAAAUUCAAGUUUAGCAACUGGCUGGGUACCAGCCCGUCACCCACCGCCGCAGAGGUUGAGCAGAAGAAGCAAAACCGACGAUCAUUCACCCCAUUCAUUACUCGUUCUGCCGCCAAACCCAGAGACGAUGUCCCCAAUGGAGCGCCGAUUGCAAAGCCCACACCUGUCGCCUCGGAGAAGCCUACGUACACGCCGUCGAGGUUAACGGAGCUUGCUAAGAAGAUUGCAUCCGAAACAGAGAAGCUGGAGAGGUACAUGCAAGAGAACAAUCUUCCAAUGCCUUCCUUGGAUCCAAAUGGCCCCAGCGACUUUCCCAAGCUUCCCGAGGACAUCCAAAAGAGUCGUAUGGAGAUUAUCUUUGCGACGAGAGAGCUCGAAGCAUUGGCUCACGGCCCAAGAGAGGACGUUCGGUGGAAGACGUGGAGUUUUCAAGACAGUCUGAGCCUUCAGCUUGUCAACCACUUCGGCAUCGCCAAGCUCGUACCCAUCGACGGCACUAUCACACUGGCAGAGCUCCAAACCAAGACGACACUGGAUCCCGUUAACCUUGCCCGUGUACUGCGUCAUGUCAUGACAAACCGUAUCUUCCGCGAGCCGUCCCAUGGAGUGAUUGCGCAUACCGCGGCAUCACGCCUCCUGGCCGAAGAUCAAGCUCUUCAGGAUUGGGUGGGCUACAACCUCGAGGACAACUUCCCAGCGUCUGCGCACGUUUUGCAGGCUCUUAAGGCCUACCCAGAAGCCACGUCCCUCACACGAACCGGCUUUAACUUUGCAUUCGACACGGUAGACAAGGAGCCAAUGUUUGUCACUUUUGGCAAGGACCCUCCUCGCGCCAAGCGAUUCGGUGGUGCCAUGCUUAGCUUGACGGGCGGAGAGGGCUACGAGGUCAGACAUCUCGUCGACUCGUACGAUUUCGAAGAGAUUGACGCCAGGGGAGGAACCAUGGUCGACAUUGGCGGUAGCCAUGGGUUCGUGUCGAUCGACCUGGCCAAGAAGUGGAAGAACAUGAAGUUUGUGGUUCAGGACCUCCCCAAGACUGUGGAUUCGGCGCCAAGCCCGUUGUGUGAUGACGCUCAGGUUGCAGAGCGUGUUCAGCUCAUGGCGCACGACUUUUUCAAGGAGCAGACCGUCAAAGAUGCCGAUGUCUACUUUUUCCGCUGGAUCAUGCACAAUUACUCGACGCCCUACGCCAUUUCCAUCCUCAAGAACCUCGUCCCGGCACUGAAACCAGGCGCCAGAGUAGUCAUCAAGGACCACUGCCUCCGCGAGGCUGGACAGGAGACGCCCUGGGACGAGCGCAUCAUCCGCAGCAUGGACAUGGUGAUGCUGGCGGUGCUCAACGCACAGGAGCGCAACGAGGACGAGUACCGCGAGCUCUUUAGUGCCGCGGACGAGCGGUUCGUGUUCAAGGGCGUGAUGAGGCCCCCGGGCUGCAGGAUGAGCAUCAUUGAAGCGGUGUGGGCUCCCGAGGCGGAGAGCGAGGGCGAUGGCGAAGGUGGCAGGAUUGAGGCAGAUGCCCAGACGGACGCGGGGUCUGCUGACUCUGCUGUUGUUGUGGAGGUGAAGUGA
Messenger RNA from Colletotrichum paranaense, 3288 nucleotides. Its product is annotated as O-methyltransferase. Lineage: Eukaryota; Fungi; Ascomycota; Sordariomycetes; Glomerellales; Glomerellaceae. Gene Ontology annotation, molecular function: O-methyltransferase activity. The record is from RefSeq and is a predicted model, not a curated record. Bases 1 to 3288 code for a protein of 1095 amino acids. The transcript has 7 exons.